CAAACCAGACGGACGAAAUGUAUAAUUUAUGCUUUAAGUUUAAUAUAACGAAGACAAUUCGCAGACAAAAACACCGCUGCCACACAAACCACUAAACAUUCGUGAGGUUCAUUCGCUAUUCCCCUUUGCCACGCAUCUGACCGUAGCUCUUUAGCACAUCGGAUUUCAUUUGAUCGGGUAACAUCACUAAGUGUUUGGAUUAUCCAGGGUUUGUUUAAAUUUGGUAUUUUUACACCUGAUUACAAGAAGCAUCAACACAUGAAAAAGCAUUAGGGAAUGAGUACAACAAGGAGAGUAACUAGAAACCAGAUUGAAGAUGAUGCAUCUAGCAGUAAGACUAUGAUGACUGAUGAUGUGGGACCUUGGUCAUACCUCAACCAUGAUGUGCUUUUAUUAGUUAUGAUGCAACUGGGAGCAUCGAUUUUAUUGCAUUGAGUGGAGUCUGUAAGUCAUGGAGAUCAGUAUUAGUCACUUACAAGAAAACGUUUAUGGCAUCCAAACCACCAAUGUUGAUGGAUAUCUCUCUCCGUUGUAAUAAUAAUAAGGAUAGGAAAUGCCACCUAGAGGACUCUGAAGGAAGAGUGUACAAAACCACACUAACGCAUUCUGCUGGAAUGUAUUAUAUGGAUUAACUUGUGGUUACUUGAUCUUGUUCAGGAUGAAAACCAAUAAGGACUUCUGGCUUGUGAAUCUUAUCACUAGACAUGAACUUAAUUUCCCUCCUGCCCCAUGGAUGCCUGAUUAUGUAUCAGACGUUACUUCUGUCCUUGUCUUUUCACCUUCAAUCUCUAAACUGGUGUUUGUUGUGUUAGCCGAGAAUCAAAUAUGGUUUUCUAUAGAGGAUGAGGGAACAUGGAAUUGUGUUUCCUCCACUUUCGACCUCAAAUUUUGUAGGGAUUUACAUGUUUUUAAGGGGAAGAUAUAUACUGUAGACACAAAUAAUUUUAAUUUAUGUGAAUUCACAAUCAAUCCUGAGCCCAAAGUGACUUUACUCGAAACCAAGAUUCUUGUGGAUGAUCCGCACCUAUUUUUCCCGCAGCUUGUAAGUUGCUGUGAAAACCUUUAUGUGAUGCGAAGCUCAGCUUACGGAUAUGUAUUCAAUGUUUAUAAACUAGACUUUGGUGAAAUGGAAUGGGUGCCUUUUCAAGAUACAGGAGAGAAACAUGGUUUCUUUAUAAGUGAAGAGGCUCAUGGUGCUGCUGUUAAACCAGAGUUGUGGGCUGACCCUUGGUCACAAUACCCAAGAUGUGAUGUUGAUAAUGGAGGUGGACAUGGUGGAUUGUUUCUUUCAUACGAGGGGUGGUAUUUCCCGCAUGAAUCUGUGAAUGUUAAUCUUUUAGAUGAGUCAUGACUUGUUACCACUCUUGGGAUUUUGCAAUUUAUGUUCUCGUUAUCAAGCUGAUAACCAUCAUUUAUAUAUCUCCCUUUUAUGUGAUUUGGUGUCCCUUGCUUUGAAAUGUGUAUGUAAUGCAUCUGUUUUAUUCAUAUAAAAUAUUUGGUUUUAUCUUUUA
Messenger RNA from Lactuca sativa (garden lettuce), 1511 nucleotides. The record is from RefSeq and is a predicted model, not a curated record. Lineage: Eukaryota; Viridiplantae; Streptophyta; Magnoliopsida; Asterales; Asteraceae.